Messenger RNA from Peniophora sp. CBMAI 1063, 1068 nucleotides. The record is from the annotation of a GenBank genome assembly. NCBI's taxonomy places the organism in Eukaryota, Fungi, Basidiomycota, Agaricomycetes, Russulales, Peniophoraceae.
AUGUCUGCUGCCUUUGCUCUGCGUGCCGUGCGCGCACCGCCUACAUGGGGCCGUACACCGGCCCGCCUGCUGUCGACUUCGCGACGUGUGCUGCAGUCGGACGAACCGCCCAAGCCGCCUCGUCCCAUCGAGGACUCGACCAGCGCUCUGGACUACAAGAGUACCCACCGUGUGCGCCCACCGCCGCUGCCGAAGAUGGACUUACCGCGCUCGCGUUCUGCGGAGGAGGCCGUCACGAACAUUCUUUACAAUACGCCUCCACCAAGUCUGCAGCCGUUCAAAAAGCACGUGCUGAACUGUCUCGUACAAAACGAGCCUGGAGUGCUCUCACGCGUAUCCGGUAUUCUGGCCGGCCGUGGCUUCAACAUCGACUCGCUCGUCGUGUGUCGCACCGAGAUUCGCGACCUUUCGCGCAUGUGCAUUGUGCUCUCCGGUCAAGAUGGCGUCGUUGAGCAGGCAAGAAGACAGCUCGAGGACCUUGUUCCCGUAUGGGCAGUGCUGGACUACACGGAGACGCGCACCAUCGAGCGCGAGCUACUGCUCGCGAAGGUUUCCAUCCUUGGUCCGGAGUAUCUCGAGGAUCAGCUAUCCGGCGGACCCUCCCACGAUCCUGUUCGCGCAAAUGCUGAACACGCUGAGCAUCAAAGCAAGCUCGAGCGCGAAAUGGCCCUUGCUCGUCACUUUGAGCAGUCGGCGACGGAGGCCAGCUCCGAAACCACCGACGCCGCGCCACAAGCCGAAGUCCCUACACCCAACUCGCCGCCACCUCUCACCCCUUCGGAGGCUCUGCGUCUCAGGCAUCAGCACCUGCAAAGCAUUGAUGCCCUGUCCCGCCAGUUCAAUGCUCGUCUUGUGGACGUCUCAGAGAACUCGGUCAUCGUGGAGAUGUCCGGCAAGACGAGCCGUGUCGAAGCGUUCCUCGCGUUGCUCAAGCCUUUCGGCUUGAUCGAGUCCGCGCGGACAGGUCUUAUGGCCAUGCCUCGUACCCCUAUCCCCCGCGCCGGCGAGGACGAUGUGGUGGAGGAUGCCUCUGGACCAAUUGACGCCAGCUUGCUUCCUCCUGGCUAA